Coregonus sp. 'balchen' is the source of this 972-nucleotide messenger RNA. The record is from the annotation of a GenBank genome assembly. Lineage: Eukaryota; Metazoa; Chordata; Actinopteri; Salmoniformes; Salmonidae.
AUGAACAUGACCCUGAUGUUUCCCUGUCCUCUCCUAAUGAACGUGACCCUGAGUUUCCCUGUCCUCUUCCUAAUGAACGUGACCCUGAUGUUUCCCUGUCCUCUCCUAAUGAACAUGACCCUGAUGUUUCCCUGUCCUCUCCUAAUGAACGUGACCCUGACGUUUCCCUGUCCUCUCCUCUCUCCUAAUGAACGUGACCCUGAUGUUUCCCUGUCCUCUCCUAAUGAACAUGACCCUGACGUUUCCCUGUCCUCUCCUAAUGAACAUGACCCUGAUGUUUCCCUGUCCUCUCCUAAUGAACGUGACCCUGACGUUUCCCUGUCCUCUCCUAAUGAACAUGACCCUGAUGUUUCCCUGUCCUCUCCUAAUGAACGUGACCCUGACGUUUCCCUGUCCUCUCCUAAUGAACAUGACCCUGACGUUUCCCUGUCCUCUCCUAAUGAACGUGACCCUGACGUUUCCCUGUCCUCUCCUAAUGAACGUGAUCCUGACGUUUCCCUGUCCUCUCCUAAUGAACGUGACCCUGACGUUUCCCUGUCCUCUCCUAAUGAACGUGACCCUGACGUUUCCCUGUCCUCUCCUCUCUCUUAAUGAACGUGACCCUGAUGUUUCCCUGUCCUCUCCUCUCUCCGAAUGAACAUGACCCUGAUGUUUCCCUGUCCUCUCCUAAUGAACGGGACCCUGACGUUUCCCUGUCCUCUCCUCUCUCCUAAUGAACAUGACCCUGAUGUUUCCCAGUCCUCUCCUAAUGAACAUGACCCUGACGUUUCCCUGUCCUCUCCUAAUGAACAUGACCCUGAUGUUUCCCUGUCCUCUCCUAAUGAACGUGACCCUGAUGUUUCCCUGUCCUCUCCUAAUGAACGUGACCCUGAUGUUUCCCUGUCCUCUCCUAAUGAACAUGACCCUGAUGUUUCCCUGUCCUCUCCUAAUGAACGUGACCCUGACGUUUCCCUGUCCUCUCCUCUCUCCUAA